GUUACCAGGCAGCGGGCUAGAGUGAGGCUAGUUACCACGUCAGUGAGCUGACAGGGAAGGUAGCCGGCUCCACCGCCCGUCCAGGCCGACUCAUCACGGCGGACUGUGCGGUCUCACCCGGACUUCGUCCUCAACUCCCAGGAAACGGGCUCCUUCCCUUCUCCCAUCUGCCACCAGAGUCGGGAGAGCUGCUCGGAGACGCUUCCGAGGCCCGGGCUGGACAUGAGCAGCGGCUGCCAGUCCUGGGACUAGGCCCCGCCAUUUUGGAUCCGCUGACAGGUUUGCCAGGAUGGUGGAUAAGAAUAUUUACAUCAUUCAAGGGGAGAUUAACAUUGUGGUUGGGGCCAUCAAACGAAAUGCCAGAUGGAGCACCCAUACACCAUUGGAUGAAGAACGGGAUCCUCUGCUGCAUAGUUUUGGUCAUCUAAAGGAGGUUUUAAAUAAUAUAACAGAACUCUCAGAAAUUGAGCCCAAUGUAUUCCUUCGGCCAUUUCUGGAAGUGAUUCGCUCUGAAGAUACCACUGGCCCUAUCACUGGACUGGCACUCACCUCUGUCAACAAGUUCCUGUCCUAUGCGCUCAUAGAUCCCACUCAUGAUGGCACAGCAGAGGGCAUGGAGAACAUGGCAGAUGCUGUCACCCAUGCUCGUUUUGUAGGCACGGAUCCUGCCAGUGAUGAGGUUGUCCUGAUGAAAAUCCUUCAGGUCCUACGGACUCUGUUGCUGACCCCAGUGGGUGCCCACCUAACCAAUGAAUCCGUGUGUGAGAUUAUGCAGUCUUGCUUCCGGAUCUGCUUUGAAAUGAGGCUCAGUGAGUUAUUGAGAAAAUCCGCAGAGCACACUCUCGUAGACAUGGUGCAGCUGCUCUUCACAAGGUUACCUCAGUUUAAAGAAGAACCCAAGAACUAUGUGGGGACCAACAUGAAGAAGAUUUCUCCAUGUCUCCUCAACAAACUGGAGCUAAGUAGUGGGGAGCAGACCAAAGCCCUGAACCAGUUAGAGAGGGUACUACUCUUUAAGAACCUCAAGCUGAAAAUGAGAGCAGGAGGCAUGAGUGAUUCAUCCAAGUGGAAGAAACAGAAGCGAUCCCCUCGGCCUCCACGCCAUAUGACCAAAGUCACAACAGGUUCAGAGCUGCCCACUCCCAAUGGAACCACCUCAUCCUCUAACCUCGCUGGUGGCAUGCCCUUCAUUGAUGUGCCCACUCCUAUCUCCUCUACAAGUUCAGAAGCUACGUCAGCAGUGGUCAGCCCCUCUACAGACAGUGGCCUGGAAUUCUCCUCCCAGACUACCUCUAAGGAAGAUCUCACUGACCUAGAGCAACUUGGCUCUGCAGGGUACAGCACAGCCACAGAGCCUGGGAGCAGUGAGCUAGGGGUUCCCGAACAGCCUGACCCCCAGGAAGGGGCCCAUGUGGAAAAGGCCCAGUCAGCAUCCGUGGAAUCUAUCCCUGAAGUAUUAGAGGAAUGCACGUCCCCUGCCGACCACUCUGAUUCUGCCUCUGUCCAUGACAUGGACUACGUCAAUCCUCGGGGUGUGCGCUUUACACAAUCUUCCCAGAAAGAAGGCACAGCUUUGGUCCCGUAUGGUCUUCCCUGCAUCCGAGAGCUCUUCCGCUUCCUCAUCUCCCUUACCAAUCCACAUGACCGCCACAACUCAGAGGUUAUGAUCCACAUGGGGCUGCAUUUGCUGACAGUGGCCCUUGAAUCAGCCCCUGUGUCCCAGUGCCAGACCCUCUUGGGCCUCAUCAAGGAUGAGAUGUGUCGCCAUUUAUUCCAGCUCCUGAAUGUGGAGCGACUGAAUCUUUAUGCUGCUUCUCUGCGAGUAUGCUUCCUAUUAUUUGAGAGCAUGCGGGAGCACCUCAAGUUCCAAAUGGAGAUGUACAUCAAAAAGCUCAUGGAGAUCAUCACUGUGGAGAACCCCAAGAUGCCUUACGAGAUGAAGGAGAUGGCACUGGAAGCUAUUGUGCAGCUCUGGCGCAUCCCCAGCUUUGUCACCGAGCUCUACAUCAACUAUGAUUGUGACUACUACUGUUCCAACCUCUUUGAGGACCUCACCAAGCUGCUGUCCAAGAAUGCCUUCCCUGUGUCUGGUCAGCUCUAUACAACACAUCUACUAUCUCUUGAUGCCCUAUUGACAGUGAUUGACAGCACUGAGGCCCACUGCCAGGCCAAAGUCCUCAACAACCUGAACCAGCAGGAGAAGAAAGACACAGCCAGAUCCAGCUAUGAGACAGUAGAUGGCACCCGAGAAGCUAGCAAUACUGAGAGAGCAACCAGCGAUGGGAAAGCUAUAGGCAUAGCCCCAGACAUCCCAGGCCUGCAUCUGCCAGGUGGAGGACGGCUGCUGCCAGAACAUGGGAAGCCAGGAUGCAAUGAUCUGGAAGAAGCUGGUGACUCUGGGGCUGACAAAAAGUUUACCCGGAAACCACCUCGAUUUUCUUGUCUCCUGCCAGAUCCACGGGAACUAAUUGAAAUUAAGAACAAAAAGAAGCUGCUAAUCACUGGCACAGAGCAGUUCAACCAGAAACCAAAGAAGGGAAUCCAGUUUCUGCAAGAGAAAGGCCUCCUCACCAUCCCAAUGGACAACACAGAGGUAGCCCAGUGGCUCCGAGAGAAUCCUCGGCUGGACAAGAAAAUGAUUGGAGAGUUUGUGAGUGACCGCAAAAACAUUGACCUGUUGGAGAGCUUUGUAAGCACCUUCAGUUUUCAGGGUCUGCGGCUGGAUGAAGCUCUCCGCCUCUACUUGGAAGCCUUCCGUUUGCCUGGGGAAGCACCAGUCAUACAGAGGUUGCUGGAGGCAUUCACAGAGCAUUGGAGGAAUUGUAAUGGCUCCCCAUUUGCCAAUAGUGAUGCCUGCUUUGCUCUGGCCUAUGCUGUCAUCAUGCUUAAUACUGAUCAGCACAACCACAAUGUUCGCAAACAGAAUGCACCCAUGACCCUGGAGGAGUUUCGAAAAAACCUAAAAGGUGUGAAUGGAGGCAAGGACUUUGAGCAAGACAUCCUGGAAGACAUGUACCAUGCCAUCAAGAAUGAGGAAAUUGUGAUGCCAGAGGAGCAGACAGGCUUGGUUCGGGAGAACUAUGUGUGGAAUGUGUUACUUCAUCGAGGUGCAACCCCUGAGGGCAUAUUCCUGCGUGUGCCUACUGGCAGUUAUGAUCUUGACCUCUUCACCAUGACCUGGGGCCCCACUAUUGCUGCUCUGUCUUAUGUCUUUGACAAAAGCCUUGAGGAGACAAUCAUCCAGAAAGCCAUCUCAGGCUUCAGGAAGUGCGCCAUGAUCUCUGCCCACUACGGCCUCAGCGAUGUGUUUGACAAUCUCAUCAUCUCUCUGUGCAAAUUCACAGCUCUCAGCAGUGAGUCUAUCGAGAACCUACCCAGUGUAUUUGGAAGUAACCCUAAGGCCCACAUUGCAGCCAAGACAGUAUUCCAUUUGGCCCAUCGUCAUGGUGACAUCCUGCGGGAGGGCUGGAAGAACAUCAUGGAGGCCAUGCUGCAGCUCUUCCGAGCCCAACUAUUGCCCAAGGCUAUGGUGGAGGUAGAAGAUUUUGUGGAUCCCAAUGGCAAGAUCUCUCUACAGCGGGAGGAGACACCAUCAAACCGAGGAGAAUCAACAGUGCUGAGCUUCGUGAGCUGGCUGACAUUGAGUGGUCCUGAGCAGUCUAGUGUGCGGGGCCCAUCCACUGAGAACCAAGAGGCCAAGAGAGUAGCCUUAGAGUGCAUUAAGCAAUGUGACCCAGAGAAAAUGAUCACAGAGAGCAAGUUCCUCCAGCUGGAGUCACUGCAGGAGCUCAUGAAGGCUCUGGUCUCAGUAACACCAGAUGAAGAGACAUAUGAUGAGGAAGAUGCUGCUUUCUGCCUGGAAAUGCUGCUAAGGAUUGUGUUGGAGAACAGGGACCGUGUGGGCUGUGUGUGGCAGACUAUUCGAGACCAUCUAUACCACCUCUGUGUCCAGGCACAGGAUUUCUGCUUUCUUGUGGAGCGGGCAGUGGUAGGGCUGCUGCGCCUAGCCAUCCGGCUACUCCGGAGAGAAGAGAUCAGUGGCCAGGUACUGCUCUCCCUGCGCAUUUUGCUACUGAUGAAACCCAGCGUGCUGUCCCGAGUCAGCCACCAGGUUGCAUAUGGGCUCCAUGAACUUCUUAAGACUAAUGCUGCCAACAUCCACUCAGGCGAUGACUGGGCCACCCUCUUCACGCUGCUGGAGUGCAUUGGCUCAGGCGUGAAGCCUCCAGCUGCUCUGCAGGCCACAGCCAGGGCUGAUGCACCUGAUGCCGGGGCCCAGUCAGACAGUGAGCUCCCAUCCUACCAUCAAAAUGAUGUGAGCCUGGACCGAGGGUACACUUCUGACUCAGAGGUCUACACUGACCAUGGCAGGCCUGGCAAGAUGCACCGAUCGGCCACAGAUGCCGACGUAGUCAACAGCGGUUGGUUAGUGGUGGGGAAGGAUGAUAUUGAUAACUCCAAGCCAGGGCCAGGGCCCAGCCGGCCAGGCCCUUCACCCCUGAUCAAUCAGUACAGCCUAACAGUGGGACUGGACCUGGGGCCACACGACACUAAGUCCCUGCUUAAAUGUGUGGAAUCACUGUCCUUCAUCGUGCGUGACGCUGCCCACAUCACACCUGACAACUUUGAGCUCUGCGUCAAGACUCUCCGCAUCUUUGUGGAGGCCAGUCUGAAUGGCGGGUGUAAGUCCCAGGAGAAACGUGGCAAAAGUCACAAAUAUGAUAGCAAAGGGAACCGAUUCAAGAAGAAAUCCAAGGAGGGCUCAAUGCUUCGGCGGCCUCGAACCUCUACCCAACAUACCACUCGGGGCGGCCACAGUGAUGAUGAUGAGGAUGAAGGUGUGCCUGCCAGCUACCAUACGGUGUCUUUACAGGUCAGUCAGGACUUGCUAGAUCUGAUGCACACCCUGCACACGAGGGCGGCCUCUAUCUACAGCUCAUGGGCAGAGGAGCAGCGCCACCUGGAGACAGGUGGCCGGAGAAUCGAAGCGGAUUCACGUACCCUCUGGGCCCACUGCUGGUGCCCUUUACUGCAGGGCAUUGCCUGCUUAUGCUGUGAUGCCCGGCGCCAGGUGCGGAUGCAGGCACUGACCUAUCUGCAGCGAGCACUACUGGUACAUGAUCUGCAAAAGCUAGAUGCCCUGGAAUGGGAGUCCUGUUUUAACAAGGUGCUGUUUCCUCUACUGACCAAGCUCUUGGAGAACAUUAGCCCUGCAGAUGUGGGUGGGAUGGAGGAGACCCGGAUGAGGGCCUCCACACUGCUCUCUAAGGUCUUCCUGCAGCACCUGUCUCCACUGCUGUCACUCUCUACCUUUGCGGCCCUCUGGCUCACCAUCUUGGACUUCAUGGACAAGUACAUGCAUGCAGGCUCCAGUGAUUUACUGUCAGAGGCCAUCCCCGAGUCUCUGAAGAAUAUGCUCUUGGUGAUGGACACAGCAGAGAUUUUCCACAGUGCAGAUGCACGAGGAGGUAGUCCCUCAGCCCUCUGGGAGAUCACCUGGGAGCGCAUUGACUGUUUUCUGCCCCACCUACGUGAUGAGCUCUUCAAGCAGACCGUCAUCCAGGACUCCGUGCCCGUGGAGCCUCACAGCCAAAAACCUAUGGCCUCAGCCCACCUGACUCCUGCUGCUGGUGACACCAAGACACCUGGCCAUCCACCUCCCCCAGAGACACCUUCUGAGCUAGGGGCCUGUGACUUUGAGAAGCCUGAAAGCCCCCGGGCUACCAGCAGCAGCUCCCCAGGGUCACCAGUGGCCUCUAGCCCCAGCAGGCUGAGUCCCAGCCCAGAUGGGCCUCCGCCCCUGGCUCAGCCCCCACUGAUCCUGCAGCCCUUGGCCUCCCCACUGCAAGUGGGCGUGCCACCCAUGACUCUACCUAUCAUCCUUAACCCUGCACUCAUUGAGGCCACCUCACCAGUGCCCCUCCUGGCCACACCACGCCCCACAGACCCCAUACCCACCUCUGAGGUCAACUAAGGCAGAUCCCUCAGAGAUCAGGACCAGUGCUUCCCACCAGGCUAUUCCUGGUCCCCCUUCCGGCUGUCCCAGGGGCCACAAACUCUUCAGACCCAGUCCAAGCUGCUGUCACUGCCACUUGGACGGGGACCUGAAAAAGAGAACUUAGAUAGCCCCUGUGGAGACACCCCAAACAGACUGUGGGACCCUCUUCUUCUGCUCUCCAUUCCUGGGGGUCCAACCUGAGAGUGCACUCAGGUAUCACCUGUAGACUCUGCCUCCAGCCUGGCAGUUCUGGGGAGGCAUCACUCUGCCAACCCUGCAGUGCCUGCCUGUGUGCCCCUCCUGCCUGUGGUCAGGCAUUGAGAGCCACGCCCAACCACUCUGCACUUUUUUUCCCUCUGCCUUCCCAUGCCCAUCAGCCCUGGGCCACCUCCUCCAGUUCUUCCUCUUUUACUAAUUAGUGGGUCAAUUUGGAGAGUUGACUGGCACCAUGGAGGGUGGGCAGGUGGGGCUGGAUGGGGGACUGCCCACAGGAGCAUGUACAUAUGGAAAAACAAGACAACAGUGGACUUUUUAUGAUAUAAUAAAUGUCUUAGUAUAACAUCA
This is a messenger RNA of Microcebus murinus (gray mouse lemur), 6562 nucleotides long. It is a transcript of the gene GBF1, whose product is annotated as golgi brefeldin A resistant guanine nucleotide exchange factor 1. NCBI's taxonomy places the organism in Eukaryota, Metazoa, Chordata, Mammalia, Primates, Cheirogaleidae. The record is from RefSeq and is a predicted model, not a curated record. Gene Ontology annotation, molecular function: guanyl-nucleotide exchange factor activity. Gene Ontology annotation, biological process: regulation of ARF protein signal transduction.